Messenger RNA from Paramecium octaurelia, 615 nucleotides. The record is from the annotation of a GenBank genome assembly. Lineage: Eukaryota; Ciliophora; Oligohymenophorea; Peniculida; Parameciidae.
AUGGGAAACAUAAUUGAAAACGAAGAAUUUAAAUCUAAUCUCUAACAAUUACUCUAAAACAAGAAAUUUAAAAGAACCCUCAAAAUUCUAUAUAAGGAAAAGUAAGGCCAAUUAUUAAGUGUGCAAUCCUGUGAAAUUAUAGACCAUUUUGAUACAAUUAGAUAACGUUUGGAUGAUAAACACAGGACACUUUAUGAUUCUUUUGAACACAAUUGCUAUAUAAUUUUAGAUUUAGAAGAAAGAAAAAGAUGGUUCGAUUAAUGCAAAAUAUGUAGUACUAAGAUGAAGUAGGAGUAAAAUAAAUUACAUUGUCCUAAUUGCAAAUAAAAUACUGAAUCUAAACUUGCUUUCUGUCUCAGAGUCAGAAUUGUUGAUGUGAAUUCUUAAGAUACCUACGACGCAAUAAUAUUUGAAGAAGCUUCACAUUAUUUAAGCCUAAAUGGUAAAAAAAUUUCUGUGAAAACAUUCUCAGAUUUGAGUCUUAAUUCCCAAAAUAAUAUUCUUAAUGAAGCAAAUGAAAAGAAAUCAAACAUCAUACAUUUGCUUUAGUUAUAAUUAAUUUAAAAAACAGAAAAUUUCAAAAUUAAAAAAAUUAUGCCUUAGAAAACAGAAUGA